CCUUCCCAGCCCGGGCGCAGUGCUGCGGGCUUAGCCCACUUCCUCUGUCCUAUGUCUGAGCAUGGCUUCCCUACGCGACGCGCUCCCGAAGCUGAAGAACUACUUCAAGGACAACUACAUUCCCCAGGUCUGCGAGGCACUGUUAUGCGGUUUACUUGUUACAUUUCCGGAGGACCCGCUGAAAUAUUUAGAGGCAAUGAUCAUGAUGAUUAUGGAGCAUGGUCUUGAAAGACUUAUUUGGGAUAUGUGUGUUCAUCCAUCAAUGAAGCCAAAAAUUCGACGAUUGUCUGAAACUUACUUGGAGCAACUUUUUGGGCUGGAUGAUCAGUUGGUGACUCCAGAACUGAUGGUAAAAGCAUGUACCUUUUACACAGGAAAUUUAGUGAAGAACCAUUUUUACUCUUGGAAAGAACUAACCAUGCCUCGUGCAAAUGAAGAGGCUGUCAAGGCUGAAAAACUGGAAAAAGCAGUAACACAUGACAAGUUUCGAUGUAAAAGAUUUUAUCUUCUUCUCUGGCACAACUAUGUGCAACAAAACAAACAACGGCUCAAAUUUACACUAUUUCGGAUACAAAAGAUGUUCUGUGUCCACAGGCAAAAAAUUAUCCUGGCAAAAUGGAGGGAUAUAGCAAAGCAUAGGGGUAAAACAAGAGAAGAUGAUUUGAUGUCAAAACAUGAGCUUCAGUUAAAAAAAUGGAAAGUCAAGUUAAAAGUCAAGACAACAGAAGAAACAAUUACUCCUGAGAAAAGUUCGUCUGACAUAACUAUUGAAGAAGUGCCUAUUGAAUUUGACAUUUCAGAGUUACCUGAACGAGCAAUAGUACAGAUUUUCUUGUACCUGAGUUUAAGAGAUACAGUAACAUGUGGUCAGGUUAACCGCUCCUGGAUGUCGAUGAUACAGAGAGGCUCCCUGUGGAAUUCUAUUGAUUUUUCCACCGUGAAGAAUGUUUCAGAUAAAUGUGUGGUGUCAACCUUGCAGAAGUGGCGUCUAAAUGUGCUGCGACUGAAUUUCCGUGGUUGUGUUUUCCGUCCCAAAACACUAAAAGCUGUCGGCCACUGUAAAAACCUGCAGGAGUUGAAUGUCUCCGACUGCACAUCACUCACAGACGAAUCAAUGAGACUCAUUUCUGAGGGCUGCCCCGGGAUCUUGUAUCUCAAUCUGUCCAACACAACCAUCACCAACAGGACAAUGCGACUCCUGCCCAGGUGCUUCCAUAACUUGCAGAAUCUCAGUUUGGCUUACUGCCGCAGGUUCACCGACAAAGGUUUACAGUACCUGAACUUGGGGAAAGGAUGCCACAAGCUCAUCUAUCUGGACCUCUCCGGCUGCACCCAGAUCUCUGUCCAGGGCUUCAAGAACAUUGCAAACAGCUGCACUGGAAUUAUGCACCUGACCAUCAACGACAUGCCUACUCUGACGGACCGCUGUAUGAAAGUUUUGGUUGAGAAGUGCCCACGUAUUACAUCAGUGGUCUUCAUUGGCUCACCACAUAUCUCUGAUUGUACUUUCAAAGCUCUUUCUACUUGUAACCUCAGAAAGAUCCGAUUUGAAGGAAAUAAAAGAAUUACUGAUGCAUGCUUCAAAUGUAUCGACAAGAAUUAUCCAAAUAUCAACCACAUUUAUAUGGCAGACUGUAAGACAUUAACAGACGGUAGCCUCAAGUCACUUUCACCUUUGAAACAACUAACUGUAUUGAAUUUGGCAAACUGUGUAAGGAUUGGGGAUAGUGGACUAAAGCAGUUUCUUGAUGGACCUGUGAGCAUCAAGAUAAGAGAGCUCAACCUGAGUAACUGUGUGCUGCUGGGCGACACCUCCAUUAUAAAAAUGUCUGAGCGCUGCCCUAAUUUGCACUACUUGAGUUUACGAAACUGUGAACAUUUGACUGACCUAGGAUUUGAAUAUAUUGCAAACAUCCUUUCAUUGAUAUCAGUAGAUCUCUCAGGAACAGUAAUCACUAAUGAGGGCUUGACAGUACUUGCCAGACAUAGAAAACUGAGGGAACUUUCUCUAUCUGAGUGUUCUAGAAUCACUGACAAUGGAAUUCGGGCAUUCUGCAAAGCCUCGCUGUUCUUAGAACACUUGGAUGUCUCUUAUUGUCCCCAGUUGACAGAUGAGAUUUUGAAAGUAGUGGCCAUUUACUGCACCCACGUCACAUCGCUCAGCAUUGCAGGAUGUCCAAAGAUUACUGACGCAGGGAUGGAGAUCCUAUCGGCCAAAUGCCAUUACCUGCACAUUUUGGAUAUCUCUGGUUGUAUCCUGCUCACUGACCAAAUGCUUCAGGAUCUGGAAAUGGGCUGCAAACAACUCCGGAUCCUUAAGAUGCAAUACUGCAGGGGCAUCUCCGCGGUAGCGGCUCACAGAAUGUCAUCCCUCGUUGAGCAGCAGGAAUACAGCUCUGAUGACCCUCCACCGUGGUUUGGCUAUGACAGUGAUGGCAAUCCUCUUCUAGAGGAUGAGUCUGAAAUGCAAGUGAACGCCUCCAAGUCGACAAGCAGAGAGUCAAACGUCAAUGAUGAGAACAAUAAGGCCCCCAACCUCAAGCAGGAAAAACAACAAGUCUAGAGCUUAGCAGUGUCUCUUCAUCGGAUGCAAACGUUUUCCCUUGCUGGAUCUCAAUAACAAUGUAAACAAACAGCCAAUCUUCUGAUGUCUCUAAAUGUAUCAUUAGUUCUUUUGCCUAUUCAUGAUCCAUACCAAUAGUUUUGAUGAGAUUAUCAGAUUUCUAAGGUUGUAGUUAAAGGAAAGCACCACUGAGAGAGAGAAUUUUUUAAAUUCAUUUUUUAUUUUUCAAGGUAGGGUCUUGCUGUAAUCCAGGCUGACUUAGACUUCACUAUGCAGUCUCCAGGCAGGAAAAGGAGGCAGCAAUGGUCCUGACUUACAGUCAAAGCUUAAGCCAAGGUGAUGGGUAACUGUAAGGAUCUGUAAAGCGUUAUCAUCCACAACAUGAGUGAGAGAUGUGUUUUCAAGGGAACAAAAUGGUUCCUUGGGAUUUCCAGACAUUUGACAACAAAAGAAAGACAAUGUCAAUCCAAGCUUCAACAAAUUAAAGAGAAACAAGAACUGUCUAUGAACAGAAAGGUGUUCUUGGAAUGUCACACAUCAAGUUUAUAUUACAAAGGAAUUGUUAAAUUUUUGAGAGAGAAAGAGAUAGAGAGAGGGAGAAAGAAGGACAGAGAGAGAGAAUGGGCA
Messenger RNA from Jaculus jaculus (lesser Egyptian jerboa), 3190 nucleotides. It is a transcript of the gene Fbxl13, whose product is annotated as F-box and leucine rich repeat protein 13. Gene Ontology annotation, biological process: SCF-dependent proteasomal ubiquitin-dependent protein catabolic process. The record is from RefSeq and is a predicted model, not a curated record. The coding region runs from base 62 to 2563 and encodes 833 amino acids. Gene Ontology annotation, cellular component: SCF ubiquitin ligase complex. Lineage: Eukaryota; Metazoa; Chordata; Mammalia; Rodentia; Dipodidae. The transcript has 21 exons. Gene Ontology annotation, molecular function: protein binding.